This is a messenger RNA of Cornus florida, 4921 nucleotides long. Its product is annotated as ABC transporter B family member 11-like. The record is from RefSeq and is a predicted model, not a curated record. Gene Ontology annotation, biological process: transmembrane transport. The coding region runs from base 809 to 4705 and encodes 1298 amino acids. Gene Ontology annotation, molecular function: ATP hydrolysis activity; ABC-type transporter activity; ATP binding. Gene Ontology annotation, cellular component: membrane. NCBI's taxonomy places the organism in Eukaryota, Viridiplantae, Streptophyta, Magnoliopsida, Cornales, Cornaceae. The transcript has 12 exons.
UUUAACCAAAUUGUGAGUUUCUCAUAAUAGAAUUAUUAUUUUCACUUAUAAUUAUUAUUUUUAUAAAUUUUGAUGUUUGUUUUUAUUAAACAAUUAAUAUCACUUUGUUUUUUCUUUAAGGUUCUGUUUGUUUGGAAGUAAAAUAUUUUUCAGAAAAUAUUUUUUUAUUUUUUGGUGUUUGGUUGUCGUAAAAUAUUUACAAAAGAAAAAUAUAUUAAAAUUUUACAAAAAAGAUUUAUAUAUCAAUUUUUUGUAAGUUAUUUUAUACGUCCCGUAUGAAGGACUCGACUUCAAUCUUGACCUAAACCUUUGCCAAACGCUGAAAAGUACAAAUAAAAAGAAAUAUUUUACCUAAAAAAUAAAAAUAUUUUCUGAAAAUUUCUUUUGCGUCGAAACAAACGGAGCCUAAAUGUCAAAGGUAGCCUAUCUUUUUCGUAAAGAUUUCAGUUUUUCUAUGGUUGCUGGUUGUGUGGGAUUAAAGCUGUAGGCUUAAUUUUGAGGUUCAACAUUUUAUUUUUCCCGCUAAUCUAUUGAGGAUUUCAGUUUUAAUAUGGUUGCUGCUCCAGAGCCUAUAAAUGUCCGAAAGUAUUGUAACACUAAAUUAAAGAAAGAAUAACUAUGUCUCAUAAUUAAGAAGUCAUCUCAACAAAAACAUUUGUUCAUAAUUAAUGUCAUUGAAUUUCAGUUUCCUCCUGGUAGUACUUUACAGCUUUCCACUAUUUUAGAUUUCUGAUUCAAAUAUAUGUUCUUCUUUUACGGCUGUGAUCUAAGUACACCAACGUAGUGAUAGCAAACAGCAUUUGGAAAGAUGGCUGAGGAGAGCAAUUUGAGUGGAGAUAAGAAGACAGAACAGGCUGAAACAUCAAAAAACCAUUCACCAGUGAUGGAGACUCAGAAAACAGCUGAAAAGUCUUGCAGCCAAGAUAAUUCGGAUAAUACCCGAAAGAAAAAUGAAGUCACUGAAACUGUUCCAUAUUUCAAACUGUUCUCCUUUGCUGACUCCACUGAUCAUGUACUAAUGCUUGUGGGCACAAUCGCAGCUAUAGGGAAUGGAAUCUGCAUGCCCCUUAUGACUGUGCUCAUUGGAGAUGUAAUCAAUUCCUUUGGACAUAAUGUGAACUCAAAAAAUGUGGUUCAUGAAGUUUCCAAGGUAUCUGUUAAGUAUGUUUACUUGGCUCUGGGGUCUGGUUUAGCAGCAUUUUUCCAGGUGGUUUGCUGGAUGAUCACUGGGGAGAGGCAGGCUGCAAGAAUUAGAUGUUUAUACUUAAAAACUAUAUUGAAGCAAGAUAUUGCAUUCUUUGACUCGGAGGGUAAAACCGGAGAAAUUAUUGAUAGGAUGUCAGGAGACGCCUUCCUUAUUCAAGAUGCCAUUGGUGAAAAGGUUGGGAAGUUUCUAGUGGUGGUAGCUUCAUUCUUGGGAGGCUUUGUUAUAGCUUUCAUCAAGGGUUGGCUUCUCACCCUCGUCAUGAUAUCUUCAAUUCCACUUCUUGUCAUCUCUAGUGCUAUCCUGACCCUCCUUUUAGUGAAGCUUAAAUCCAGUGGACAAGUUGGUUAUUCACAAGCUGCAAUUGUGGUCGAACAGACAAUUGGCUCAAUAAGAACGGUUGCAUCAUUUACUGGGGAGAGGCAAGCUAUAGCUAAUUACAAUAAGUCUCUUAUUAAAGCUUACAAAUCUGGUGUGCAAGAGGGCUUGGCUUCCGGGUUGAGUGCUGGUGUAUUUAUGUUUGUCGUAUACAGCUCUUAUGCUUUGGCUAUAUGGUUUGGGUCAAAAAUGAUAAUAAACAAAGAUUAUACAGGAGGAGAUGUACUCAAUGUAGUUAUGGCUGUGCUGACUGGCUCCUUUUCUUUAGGACAGGCAUCUCCAUGCAUGAGUGCAUUUGCUGCUGGACGAGCUGCAGCUUUUAAAAUGUUUGAGACAAUCAACAGGAAGUCAGAGAUAGAUCCUUAUGACACGAAUGGACUGAAAUUGGAUGAUAUUGGUGGCAAUAUUGAAUUAAAAGAUGUUUAUUUUAGCUAUCCAACAAGACCAGAUGAGCCAAUAUUUAAUGGAUUUUGCCUCUCGAUGCCAAGUGGAACAACUGCAGCUUUGGUUGGACAAAGUGGAAGCGGGAAAUCAACAGUAAUCAGCUUGAUAGAGAGGUUUUACGAUCCACAAGCUGGUGUAGUUCUUAUAGAUGGUAUCAAUCUUAAAGAGUUCCAGCUUUGGUGGAUAAGAGGAAAAAUUGGUCUAGUUAGCCAGGAACCUGUGUUGUUCACUUCAAGCAUUAAAGAUAAUAUUUCAUAUGGGAAGGACGGUGCAACCAUUGAAGAAAUCAAAGCUGCUGCUAAGCUAGCCAAUGUUGCCAAGUUCAUAGAUAAAUUGCCUGAGGGACUAGACACGCAGGUUGGUGAGCACGGAAAUCAGCUGUCUGGGGGCCAAAAGCAGAGAAUUGCUAUAGCUAGAGCAAUUUUGAAAGACCCAAGGAUUCUACUUCUGGAUGAGGCUACAAGUGCUCUUGAUGCAGAGUCUGAGAGGGUUGUGCAAGAGGCGUUGGACAGGGUUAUGAUCAACAGAACUACUGUAAUAGUAGCCCAUCGCUUGAGUACAGUGAAGAAUGCAGAUAUGAUUGCUGUCAUUCAUCAAGGAAAAAUUGUUGAAAAAGGUUCAAACUCUGAACUACUACAAGAUCCUGAAGGAGCAUAUUGCCAGCUUAUACGGUUGCAAGAACAUAGCCAAGAGUCAGAAAAAAAUGCAGUAAAUGAUCCGUACAUGCCAGAGAUCACAGCAGACUUUGGAAGACAUUCAAGUCAGAGGAGGUCCUUCAUACGAUCCAUAAGCCGGGGAUCAUCUGGAAACAGUAGCCAUCACUCAUUAUCAGUAUCUUUACAUCGAACUACUGCAGUCGGUGUCCUUGAUACAGAUGUAGAACCCAAAACUUUAGCCUCAGCACCAUCACAAAAGGCCCCAGAAGUGCCACUGCGACGAUUGGCUUAUCUGAACAAGCCGGAGAUCCCUGUGCUAUUGCUAGGUUCAGUGGGUGCUGUGGCCACGGGUCUAGUUUUACCAAUUUUUGGGGCACUUCUUUCUAAAGUAAUCAAAACCUUCUAUGAGCCAGCUCAUGAACUUCGGAAGGAUUCAAAAUUCUGGGCAUGCAUGUUUCUUGUUCUUGGCGUGGCGUCUUUAUUCUGUGUCCCACUAAGAACAUACUCUUUUGCUGUGGCGGGGUGUAAGUUAAUAAAACGGAUCCGAUUGAUGUGCUUUGAGAAAGUGGUUCACAUGAAUAUAAGUUGGUUUGAUGAAGCAGAGCACUCCAGUGGAGCAAUUGGCGCUAGGCUUUCUUCUGAUGCCACUUUUGUGCGAAGUUUGGUUGGAGACACACUUUCUUUGAUCGUUCAGAAUGUUGCAACAGCUAUUGCUGGUUUGAUUUUUGCUUUUGCAGCGUGCUGGCAACUGGCUAUUAUAAUUCUUGUCAUGAUUCCUCUAUUAGGACUAAAUGGAUACUUUCAAAAGAAGUACAUGGGAGGAUUCAGUGUUGAUGCAAAGAAAACAUAUGAGGACGCAAGUCAAAUUGCUAGUGAUGCAGUUGGGAGUAUUAGAACAGUUGCUUCUUUCUGUGCUGAAGAGAAGGUGAUGCAACUAUACCAAAAGAAAUGUGAAGGCCCUAUGAAAACAGGAGAAAGAGAAGGCCUAAUUAGUGGUACAGGUUUUGGAUUGUCCUAUUUUUUUCUAUACUGUGUCUAUGCGACCAGUUUCUAUGCUGGAGCUCGGCUUGUUGAUCAGGGUAAGACAACAUUCGCUAAUGUUUUCCAGGUCUUCUUUGGCCUCAGCAUGUCAGCUGCUGGUAUUUCUCAAUCAGGCUCCCUUGCACUUGAUCUCAGUAAGGCCAAGAGUGCUGUUGUUUCUAUCUUUGGGAUUCUUGACCAGAAAUCCAAAAUAGACGCGAGUGUCGACUCUGGAACAACACUAGAAAAUGUGAAGGGUGAUAUUAAGUUUGAUCAUGUCAGUUUCAAGUAUCCCACUAGGCCUGACAUUCAAAUUUUCAGGGACCUUUUCUUGGCCAUUCACUCUGGCAAGACUGUUGCCCUGGUUGGAGAAAGUGGGAGUGGGAAAUCAACAGUGAUUUCUUUGUUGCAAAGAUUUUAUGACCCCGAAUCCGGUCAAAUCACCCUAGACGGUGUUGAAAUCCAAAAGCUAAAGCUGAAAUGGUUAAGACAGCAGAUGGGCUUGGUGAGCCAGGAACCAGUCUUGUUCAAUGACACAGUCCGAGCCAACAUAGCAUACGGAAAGGAAGGAGAUGCAACAGAAGCAGAAAUUUUAGCUGCAGCAGAGUUAGCAAAUGCUCAUAAUUUCGUCAGUGCUCUACAAGAGGGCUAUGAUACAGCUGUAGGUGAACGGGGGAUCCAAUUGUCCGGUGGACAGAAGCAAAGGGUGGCCAUUGCACGUGCCAUGGUGAAGGAUCCAAAGAUACUACUAUUGGAUGAAGCCACCAGUGCCCUAGAUACUGAAUCCGAGAAAGUGGUGCAAAAUGCACUGGACCGAGUUAUGGUGGGCAGAACCACAGUGGUGGUGGCUCAUAGGCUAUCGACAAUUAGGGGUGCAGAUUUGAUUGCAGUGGUUAAAAAUGGAGUCAUUAUAGAGAAGGGAAAGCAUGAAAGUUUGAUGAAUAUCAAAGAUGGUAUUUAUGCCUCCCUAGUUGCAUUGCAAAUUAGUGCUUCAUCAUCUUAGAGAGCUACUUGUGCCCUUUUCUUCACCAUAUCCUAUGGACUUGUUUGGUCUUCUACUGCUCCUAGUUUAUUCUCCCUUACAUCAUGUAUACCAUGUUUUUUGCACAGUGUAAUGCAUAAGAUGGUUUUUUUGCAGAGGAACGAAAUACUACAUGAAUAGAAGAAAAAGGCAAUACCAAAAUUUUAGAUGAAUAAAUUUCAAUUGAUUAUUGUUCAA